This is a messenger RNA of Coccinella septempunctata (seven-spotted ladybird), 2055 nucleotides long. Its product is annotated as glucose dehydrogenase [FAD, quinone]-like. Lineage: Eukaryota; Metazoa; Arthropoda; Insecta; Coleoptera; Coccinellidae. Gene Ontology annotation, molecular function: flavin adenine dinucleotide binding; ecdysone oxidase activity. The coding region runs from base 105 to 2036 and encodes 643 amino acids. The record is from RefSeq and is a predicted model, not a curated record. The transcript is spliced from 7 exons.
ACAAAAGUCGAGAUCCGUCAUUUUAAAAUAAAUUCUUGAGUGAUUAGGGGACUCGCUACUGCUAAAAAUUAUUGUGUCUUCUUGUUCGAUGAAUUGUUUCAAUCAUGGACCUCUCCUACCUUCACGUUCUGGACCCUGUCAAGGGGGCUCUUGGUCAAGCUGUCAUCAUGCUGAUCACUGCCAUUUAUCAGAACGUUGUUCAGUUCGGAGAUCAGGAUAUGUACCCUAAGGACUAUGCGCAAACUCUCUUGAAGCUCCCCGCCAGUCCAACGUACGAUUUCGUCAUAAUAGGAGCCAGCACUUCGGGUUGCAUACUGACAAAUCGCCUAUCGGAGUCAGCGGAUUUCAAUAUUUUGCUUUUGGAAGCUGGCGGUUACCCUUCGGCCACCUCUGACGUGCCGUUCCUCUUCUCCACUCUGGAAAACUCAGAGGAAGACUGGAGCUUCCUGACGACGAAAGAGAAUUACGCAUGUAAGGGAUUCGUAGAUAGCAGAUGCAUUCUGUCGAGGGGCAAAGUGUUGGGUGGUACUACGACCAUCAAUAAUAUGCAUUAUCAUAGGGGCAGCGCUUUCGACUACGACCGUUGGGACCUGGACGAAUGGAAAUCAAGCACGGUAUCCAAAUACUUCGCGAACCUGGAGAAAUACGUGGGGAAGACAGCCACACCCUUUGACGUCGGCACGAAGGGCAACCUGACCCUUAGCUAUUUCAAAAGCGAUCAUUUCCUCCGCUUGCCACUCUCGAAAAUGUACAAGACGGCAGGGUAUAAGCCACUUACCAGGGGAAAAUCUCUAGGAUAUAGGGACAUGCUGGUGUCCAGCUGGAAAAGCAUCAGGUUGAACAUGGCCCGCGUUUUUCUCGGCCCCAUAAAGCAGAGGACCAAUUUUCAUAUGGCUUUAGGUACGACAGCUACGAGAAUUGUGUUCACGGGUGACAAGAGGGUUGCAGGAGUUGAGAUCAUGAUUGGAAAGUUCAAGAAGUUCGUACGCGUGCGUAAGGAGGUUAUCCUGACCGCAGGACCAAUUAACAACGUCAAACUUCUCCACAUGAGCGGUGUUGGUCCGAAGGAGAUUUUGGAGAACAAUCACAUUCCAGUCAUUGCCGACCUACCCGUGGGAAAAAAUCUCCAGGUGCACCUCAGGGUACCGAUCUUCGUCGCCAUCGACAAGUGCUGCGGACAGUGCUUGAACUGCUCCACUCCCGACUGUCAGAACGACUUCUUCGACUACCACGAAUUCUACCAGAACACGUGGGACUACGUUAUGGACAGGAUCGGGUUCUUCACCAACACAGGUAUCAACGAUUUCGUCGCCUACAUCAGCACCAAUCAGAGAAGGAGGGACGCUCCCAACAUUGCUGUCUUCCACACGUACUUCAAGAGAAACGACUUCUAUCUUAAGCAGUUUUUGAAAAACAGGAGGUUUCAUCCAGCGGUCAUAGCUUCAGUUCUGAAGUAUAACAAGGUACGCAACAUAAUGUUGUUCUACCCCACCCUAAUCUCCCCAGUCUCCCGUGGAGAGGUCUACAUCAAUUCAACCUACUACCAAGCGCAGCCAGUCAUCAAACCAAACUUCCUCACCGACGAGAAUGGAAUAGACUUCCGAAGCAUGUACGCGGCCGUUACCAUGAUAGUGAGCCUGACGGACAGUUUGGCCAUGCAGAGAUACAAGGCCAAGUUCCUCAACAUCGACAUACCGAAUUGCAGAAAUUUCAAGUUCUGCAGCGAGUACUAUUUCAGGUGUCUGAUGGUUAAUCUUGGCAGGCCCACGAGGAAGCUGGGCGGUGUGACCAAGAUGGGGCACAGAUGUCACAAUUCCACAGUCACAGAUCAAGAACAAAAGGUGUUACACGUGCGCGGUCUUCGAGUAGCUGACGUCAGCAUUUCACCGACCAUCGGACGUUCUAAUGGAAUGUCUUCUGACGCUCUUUUCGGUGAGAAACUUGCGGAUGUCCUGCGACACCGAUGGGACCCUCAUUAUUUAUCGAUGUACAGGAAGAAGAAAUCGGCCAUCAAUGUUGUACUUGAGUCCAGUUGAAUAAAAUUCGUAUAAUCUU